UCUAAAGUGAGCUGACUGGAUGAACGACAGAAUAAUAUUCUCCAGGACUCCAUCAUGUCUCUACAGCGCGAUGAUUCACUGAGCUAUGAUGAUGCCUUACCCAGUGAAAUGCCACCUGAUUCAGGUCAAUUCAAUUUUCCUAUGUGUAAAAAUUCCAUGAUGUUGAUCGGUGGCAUCGGCCUGUUCCUUGUUAUUCUGGCAGUGGGUGUGGCAUGCUUUUUGAGAAGAAAGAAGAAAAAACAAUUUCGUGGUGUUGUUACCACACUUAGGGAUGAACUGGAGAAUCAGAAAAUCCAGCUGAGCGGAGACCUGGAGAGAGUGACAGUGGAGAGAGAGGAGAACAAGAGGAGGCUGCAGACCGUGGAGACAGAAAUAACGGAGAGAGAACAGAUGUUUGAGAAGCCAGAGGAACUGCUGAGAGAGAAGGAACAACUUUUACGCUCUCAGUGGAACUUUGACAAGGAGAAAGAAAUGUGUGAGAGGGAGAUGCUUAAGAGAGAGAAACUGCUGGAGCCAAUAGAAAACCAGCUUCGUAAUUCUAGGAAAAAGAAAAAUAACCAAGAGGAAUAAUGUUGGUACUUAAAUCAGUUAACACAAUGACAAAAAUGUUCCUUUUUUUGGAUAAGGCAUAUUUAAGGCCCUAUUUUUACAGUGUAAAGCGUACUGAUAAGGUGUGUAAAGGUGUGUUUUCUUUAUUCAGUAUCAGAGAAUUCCCCAAGCCAGUCUCUUGCUCUGAAUGCACAUUAAGGUAGCACAGACUGGAAAGGUUUGUGUUGGAAAGACAAUUUAUCUUAGGAAACCAUCGGGAAGUGUUUUAGUAUCAGCCAUGAUAAAGGCUGUUAAAAUUCCUUAACUUAUAAGGAAAGGAGCUUCAUUGCUUCCUUUAUUCUCUCCUUUAGCCGAGGAAACACUGGACAACCCUUUACCAAACGAGAGAUGAAAAGACGACCCACAAUUCUUUGCAUCAACUUCAUUAAAGUGAUGUGC
Cheilinus undulatus (humphead wrasse) is the source of this 987-nucleotide messenger RNA. Its product is annotated as trichohyalin-like. NCBI's taxonomy places the organism in Eukaryota, Metazoa, Chordata, Actinopteri, Labriformes, Labridae. The coding region runs from base 55 to 570 and encodes 171 amino acids. The record is from RefSeq and is a predicted model, not a curated record. The transcript is spliced from 4 exons.